Rasamsonia emersonii CBS 393.64 is the source of this 1611-nucleotide messenger RNA. RefSeq names its product Monooxygenase. Lineage: Eukaryota; Fungi; Ascomycota; Eurotiomycetes; Eurotiales; Trichocomaceae. The record is from RefSeq and is a predicted model, not a curated record. The transcript has a single exon. Gene Ontology annotation, molecular function: N,N-dimethylaniline monooxygenase activity; NADP binding; flavin adenine dinucleotide binding. Bases 1 to 1611 code for a protein of 536 amino acids.
AUGGGCUCCGUUCAGGACCAACCCCAGUACGACGCCAUCAUCGUGGGAAGCGGCUUUGGAGGAUGCUACACACUCCAUAAGCUCCGAAACCUGGGCUUCAAAUGCCUCGUGAUCGAUGAAGCCGCGGACAUUGGCGGCGUCUGGUACUGGAACUGCUAUCCCGGAGCCCGGGUCGACACCAUGGUGCCCCUGUACGAGUUUUCUGACGAGAGCAUCUGGAAGGAUUGGGUCUGGACCGAGAAGUACCCCGGCGUGGACGAGAUCCGGCGGUACUUCCAGCAUGUCGAGUCUAAGUUGCAUCUGAAGAAAGACAUCCAGUUCAACACCCGGGUGGUCGCAGCGACAUUCGACGAGAGCAACAGUCAAUGGAAAGUGACGACGGACGAUGGCAGCGAGCGAACUGCUCGUCAUUUCAUCCUCGCGACCGGAUUUGCCGCGAAACCGUUCAUCCCGAACUUCAAGAAUCUGGAAGCUUUCUCAGGCCCUUGUUUCCACACUGCCCGAUGGCCACAAGGCGGCGUUGACUAUGAGGGCAAACGGAUAGGAAUUGUCGGCAAUGGGUCGAGUGGCUUGCAGGUCAUCCAGGAAGUUGCACCGACAGUCAAGCACCUGACCGUGUUUCAGCGCAAUCCCACCUAUGCAUUGCCGAUGCGACAGAGGAAACUAUCAGUGACGGAUCAAGACAAGAGCCGGUACGCGGCGCUAUACGAACUGCGCAAGCACACGUUUGCGGGAAUCGAUCGGGAAUUUCAUCCCCAGUCCGCCGCCGACGUGCCGCCCGAAGAGCGACAGGCGUUCUUUGAGCAGAUCUGGGAGGAAGGUGGCCUCUCGUUCUGGUUGGCCACAUACCGCGACGUCAUCAUGAACAAGGACUCCAACAAGCAGGCGUACGACUUCUGGCGUAGCAAAGUCCUCCCGCGCAUCAAAGACCCCAAGAAAGCAGAGCUUCUGGCGCCCGAGAAUCCUCCAUACUACUUUGGCACGAAGAGAGCGACGCUGGAGCAGAGGUAUUACGAGGUCUACAACCAGGAGAACGUGUCGUUGGUCGACGCAAAGGCCAAUCCGAUCGUCGAAGUACUGCCGAAUGGGGUCGUAACCCAGGAUGGGGCAUUCCACGAGCUCGAUAUUCUGAUCCUGGCUACGGGAUUCGACUCGGUGACGGGAGGGAUUCUCAACAUCGAUAUCAAAGGCCGGAAGGCCGAAUCCCUCCAAGCCAAGUGGAAGAAGGGGACCUGGACUCAUCUGGGCUUAAUGACGGCAGGAUUUCCUAAUAUGUACUUUCUGUACGGCCCCCAGGGCCCAACAUCCUUCUGCAACGGGCCCACUUGCGCUGAAGUUCAGGGAGAUUGGAUCGUGCAGACGCUGGCGUAUCUGCGGGAUCAUGACCGUCGGGAGCUCGAACCGACGGCCGCAGCCGAGCAGAACUGGAGAGCUCUGGUGAACAGCAUCGGAGACGCUACCUUGCUGCCGGAAACGAACUCGGAGUAUAUGGGAACGAAUAUCCCCGGAAAGCCCAAGGAAAUGCUCAACUACUUGGGGGGACUGACGGACUACAUCAAACGGAUAACCAGCACGGUGGCUCUGGGAUAUCCAGGUUUUAUAUUGAGCUGA